Molecule: messenger RNA, 1700 nt
Organism: Triticum urartu
Lineage: Eukaryota; Viridiplantae; Streptophyta; Magnoliopsida; Poales; Poaceae
Source: RefSeq, a predicted model, not a curated record
ACAAAAAUCAGAUCGCCAAUACUCUACUCUACUCUGCUCCUCCUACACACAAAAGCUUCAAUUCUUUUCUCUCCCCAGCUCCUCUGUUCCUCUAUCUCGAGUCUCACCUCACCCCCCCUCCUCGCCGCGAUCUCUCCCCCCGAACCCGCCCCGCGCCUCCCCCGGGCGCGGGCCCGUCGCCGGCGACGCCCGGGAGCCCCCGCGUUCUCUCCCCGCGGAAGAGCGGCCCGGCCCGGGCGCUAGCAGUGCUUUGUUUGGCGGAGGCGAGGCGUUUGGUCGCGGGGCGGGCCGCCGCCGCCGCGCGCGAUGGGGCGGGGCUGACGCGGCGCGAUGUCAGACGCCUCGUCGGAUCUCGGCGGCGCCCGGGCGGGGCCGCUGCCCGUCGUCGAGCGCGACCUCGAGCAGGCUAUCACUGCUCUCAAGAAAGGAGCCUACUUAUUGAAAUAUGGGCGUAGAGGGAAGCCAAAAUUUUGUCCAUUUCGGCUAUCCAAUGACGAGUCUGUAUUGAUAUGGUUUUCAGGGAAAGAGGAGAAGCAUCUAAGGUUGAGCCAUGUGUCCCGGAUAAUGCCUGGCCAACGGACUGCAAUAUUUCAGAGGUACCCACGACCUGAGAAGGAAUGCCAGUCCUUUUCUCUAAUUUCGCAUGACAGGUCACUGGACAUUAUAUGUAAAGACAAAGAUGAGGCAGAAGUGUGGUUUGCUGGGCUGAAAACGUUGAUUUCACGAAGUCAUCAAAGAAAAUGGAGAACUGGCUCAAGAAGUGAUACCAUUUCGUCUGCUGCAACUAGUCCAAGGACUUUCACGCGACAGAGUUCUCCGUUGAGUUCUCCUUUCAGCAGCAGUGACAGUCUCCACAAGGAUUUCAAUGAAAACUACCGGUUCCGUAGUCCAUAUGGGAGCCCACCAAAGAAUGGCUUGGAGAAGGCCUUUUCUGAUGUUGCGUUAUAUGCAGCUCCCCCCAGGGGCUUCUUCCCAUCAGAUUCUAAUGCAGCAUCAGUCCACUCUAUGUCUUCUGGACAAUCAGAUAACACAAAUGGGAAUUCCGGAGGUAUCCCAAUGGAUGCUUUCCGGAUCAGUUAUUCAAGUGCUGUUAGCUCUUCAAGUCAUGGUUCUGGUUAUGAUGACGGUGACGCUUUAGGUGAUGUUUUAAUAUGGGGAGAAGGAACCGGGGAAGGAAUUCUUGGUGGUGGUAACUCAAGAAUUGGAAGUUCCUCAGGUGCAAAAAUUGAUUGUCUUGUACCUAAACCAUUAGAGUUUGCUGUCCGGCUUGAUGUGCAGAAUAUAUCUUGUGGAGGAAGGCAUGCUGCACUCGUCAGUAAACAAGGCGAGAUCUACUCCUGGGGUGAGGAAUCGGGUGGGCGGCUUGGUCAUGGUGUAGAUUGCGAUGUGGCACAUCCAAAACUCAUUGAUGCUCUUACUCAUAUGAACAUUGAGCUGGUAGCAUGCGGUGAAUACCACACCUGUGCUGUUACACUAUCUGGAGAUCUGUAUACAUGGGGGGACGGCGCCUUCAAAUUUGGGCUUUUGGGCCAUGGUAAUGAUGUCAGUCAAUGGGUACCCAAAAAGCUGCAUGGGCCACUGGAGGGUAUACAUGUUUCAUCAAUUUCAUGUGGCCCUUGGCAUACAGCGAUAGUAACUUCUGCUGGGCAGCUGUUCACAUUUGGAGAUGGCUCUUUUGGGGUUCUAGGCCAUGGAGACCG